CAGCUUAACCCCGCCCGCACUCACUCGCGCUCACUCGCCGACUCUCCCAUUCUCCCACUCUCUUUUGGGAGUCACCGAAACGCAGCAGCGCAGCAGCAGCAGCAGCAGCUGCCGCCGCCGCAAUCGCAGCAACAAGCUUUUAUUUAGACAGUCGCGACGGCGCGCUCGUUUUAAGCAGACGCAAAGUUUUUUGUGACGUUUCGAAUUCGCUUUUUUUUCUGUGGAAAUUGCAAUUUGAAUAAAUGUCGUUUUUUUUCGUGUGCUGUGUUCAAGUGCAAUUUGUAUGAAUUCAACAACAACAACAACAGCAACAAUAACAAUUACGACAACAACAGCAGCAACAAAUUGCUUGGUCUGAACCAGUACUGAGGUAAAAGCAACAAACACACGAGAGCAAAGAAACGCAAACGUCCAACACUUUGUGGCAACCCAAAAACUGUUAAAAUUUCACUAACAACGACUGGGUGAGGAGAGACAAGCAGCAAAAUGUCGCCAAAAUCGCUAAAUGUGCGCGUCACGACAAUGGACGCUGAACUGGAGUUUGCCAUUCAGUCGACAACGACCGGCAAACAACUGUUCGAUCAGGUGGUCAAGACGAUUGGUCUGCGCGAGGUUUGGUUCUUUGGUCUGCAGUACACCGACUCAAAGGGUGACUCCACAUGGAUUAAGUUAUACAAAAAGCCUGAAUCGCCGGCCAUAAAGACAAUUAAAUAUUUGAAACGUGUUAAGAAAUAUGUGGACAAAAAGACCGCUGAUAGCAAUGGACACAAUCAGACGGAUGAAAGCGAGGAGGAUGAUGAUGCCGAUGAUAUGACUGGAUCAAUGCCGUUCUCCACAUGGGUUAUGAAUCAGGAUGUGAAAAAGGAGAAUCCCUUGCAAUUCAGAUUCCGUGCCAAAUUCUAUCCGGAGGAUGUGGCCGAGGAGCUAAUACAGGACAUCACACUGCGCCUGUUCUAUCUGCAAGUGAAGAAUGCCAUAUUGACCGACGAGAUCUACUGCCCGCCGGAAACGUCGGUGCUGCUGGCCUCCUAUGCGGUGCAGGCGCGCCACGGUGAUCACAAUAAAACCACUCACACAGCCGGUUUCCUAGCGAAUGAUCGCCUAUUGCCACAGCGUGUCAUCGAUCAGCACAAGAUGUCCAAGGAUGAAUGGGAGCAGUCGAUAAUGACCUGGUGGCAGGAGCAUCGCAGCAUGCUGCGCGAAGAUGCCAUGAUGGAGUAUCUGAAGAUUGCCCAGGAUCUGGAAAUGUAUGGCGUUAACUAUUUCGAGAUACGCAACAAGAAGGGCACCGAUCUGUGGUUGGGCGUCGAUGCGCUCGGCCUUAACAUUUACGAGCAGGACGAUCGACUAACGCCCAAAAUUGGUUUCCCAUGGUCCGAAAUACGUAACAUUUCAUUUUCUGAGAAGAAGUUCAUUAUCAAACCGAUUGAUAAGAAGGCGCCGGACUUUAUGUUCUUUGCGCCGCGCGUUCGCAUCAACAAGCGCAUCCUGGCCCUCUGCAUGGGCAACCAUGAGCUCUACAUGCGUCGUCGCAAGCCCGACACGAUCGAUGUGCAGCAGAUGAAGGCGCAGGCGCGCGAGGAAAAGAAUGCCAAACAGCAGGAGCGCGAGAAGCUGCAGCUGGCGCUGGCAGCACGUGAGCGCGCCGAGAAGAAGCAGCAAGAGUACGAAGAUCGACUCAAGCAAAUGCAAGAGGAGAUGGAGCGCUCACAGCGUGAUCUACUCGAGGCGCAGGAGAUGAUACGACGAUUGGAGGAGCAGCUGAAGCAGCUGCAGGCCGCCAAGGAUGAGCUUGAGCUGCGCCAAAAGGAGCUGCAGUCCAUGCUGCAGCGCCUCGAGGAGGCCAAGAAUAUGGAGGCCGUCGAGAAAGCCAAACUUGAGGAGGAGAUCAUGGCCAAGCAACAGGAGGUGCAGCGCAUUCAGGACGAGGUCAAUGCCAAGGACGAAGAGACCAAACGCCUACAAGACGAGGUCGAGGAGGCACGCCGCAAGCAGGCCGAGGCUGCUGCUGCGCUGCUGGCUGCAUCCACCACGCCGCAACACCAUCACGUGGCCGAGGAUGAGAACGAGAACGAGGAGGAGCUGACGAAUGGCGAUGCCGGCGGCGAUGUGUCGCGCGACCUGGACACAGAUGAGCAUAUCAAGGAUCCCAUCGAGGACAGACGCACGCUGGCCGAGCGCAAUGAACGCUUGCACGACCAGCUCAAGGCCCUGAAGCAAGAUCUGGCGCAGUCACGCGACGAAACGAAAGAGACGGCAAAUGAUAAGAUUCACCGUGAGAAUGUGCGCCAGGGACGUGACAAGUACAAGACAUUGCGCGAGAUUCGCAAGGGCAACACAAAGCGUCGCGUGGAUCAGUUCGAGAACAUGUAAAGCGCUGUCCACGCCCCAACAAACAACUAUUAGCAGCGCUCUGUCCUAAAUCCCGAAGGCAACCACAAUCCAACCACCAGCACCAUAUCGACGCAGCGCGCCCCACACCCCACACCCCACACAACAGCCUCUCGCACUCAACCAUCAAUAGCCAAGCUUACACUGAACCAAUAUGCAGACCAAUUAAUAUAUAUAUAUAAAUAAUUUUUUUGUGACCUUAUGUAAAGAAGUAGCCGAAGAGGAGGAAUCAUGUGUGGAUCUAUGGAGAGUAUUAGUUAAAGAAAAAAUAAUAGAAACAUCCGGUUUUGACAGUUUGGUGUUGAACGACAAUCAUACAAUGAAUCAGUCAAUCAAUCAAUCAAUUGCUACCACCACCCUUCCCUCCGUCUAUCAAAUAUUGUAAAAUGGUCGCAAAUUUUGUUAAAAAAAACACACACACACAAAAGCCUCCGCCGCCCCGCCCCCAAUCCCAUUUUCUUUGUCGGUUUUGUGCGCGCAUCAAAAUGAGAGAAACAACAACAACAUGAAAAAUCAACAACAACAGCUAUUUGCAUUUUCCCCCGUUAUAAAUAUUAUUUUUAUUAUUAUAUAAUUACUAUUUUUUUUAAAUUUGUAUAAUUAAAUAAGAACUUGAUUAAUUGUUUCUUAAAUUAACUUGCAAAAGAAAAACAAAAAAAAAAAAAAAAAAAAAAAAAA
Drosophila novamexicana is the source of this 3069-nucleotide messenger RNA. RefSeq names its product moesin/ezrin/radixin homolog 1 (gene Moe). Gene Ontology annotation, cellular component: adherens junction; cytoskeleton; apical part of cell. The transcript has 9 exons. The record is from RefSeq and is a predicted model, not a curated record. Gene Ontology annotation, biological process: regulation of organelle assembly; positive regulation of early endosome to late endosome transport; regulation of cell shape. Gene Ontology annotation, molecular function: actin binding; cell adhesion molecule binding. Lineage: Eukaryota; Metazoa; Arthropoda; Insecta; Diptera; Drosophilidae. Bases 487 to 2373 code for a protein of 628 amino acids.